AUGAGAGUACAAAAUCAACAAAUCAAGUGGGUAUCGGAAGGUGGAACCCGCAGGCCAGAAGAUACGUCAAAAGCUACUGCGGAAGAGAGAGGUACUGCUCGCAGUACGCCUGCGGGUGAUGACGGAUCAGGAUCAAAACCUCUUGUAGGAAGUUCUUUUCUUGAAGGUCCCAUGAUGGAAAGGAACAGCACCCCUCUAAGGAAACCAAUCAAUGUAGCCACGUGGAAUGUGCGUGGUAUGUCAGAUGGGAAGGUGGAAAUGGUGGAAAUGGUGGAGAAGGAGAUGGCUAUAAAUGAUAUUAAAGUUUUGGAAAUAUCUGAAUCAUGGUGGCUUGGACAAGGCAGAUUUACAUCAGACGAAGGAAAUACAAUCAUCUUUUCAGGGAAAGAAAGAGGAAGGAAGCGAAGGGGUGUGGGAUUCAUCAUAGAGAAGGCUACAGCUAAAUGUGUCUUGGGAUACAACCCGAUCAACGAGAGGAUUAUGACUGUGAGAUUACAAGGGCAUCCUAUCAAUAUCUCCAUAAUCCAGGUAUAUGCACCAACAGCAGAUGCACCGGAGGAAGAUAUCAUUGAUUUCUAUGAGAUGGUACAAGAUGUCGUAGACAGCAUUCCUAAGAAAGAUUUCCUCAUGAUAUUGGGUGACUGGAAUGCCAAGAUUGGUAAAACGAGGGAAAAAUCUGAGUUCAUUGGCAAUUAUGGUCUUGGCAGCAGAAAUGAAAGAGGAGAUCGAGUGGAAGAAUUUUGUGUAGCAGACAGCUUCAUCAUUGGCAACACGUGGUUUGAGCAUCAUCCCAGAAGACUGUGGACGUGGAUGAGUCCGGGAGAUAGAGCCAGAAACCAGAUAGACUACAUCAUGGUCAAGAAGAGGUGGCGAACUUCACUACAGAACGUCAAGACAAGACCAGGUGCUGACUGUGGCAGCGAUCAUCAGCUGCUUGUGGCUAAACUGAGACUAAGACUGAAAGCUAAGAAAUGUGAUUCAGCUCCCACAAGGUAUGAUGUGGAAAUUAUCCCUUCGCAAUUCUCAGUGGAAGUGAAGAAUAAGUUUGAGCUGCUGUUGAGAAACGAUGAAGCAGAGCAAACACCAAAUGAGCUGUGGGAAGACAUGAAAGAAACAGUUGAAAAUGCAGCAAAGAACCACAUCCCAAACAAAAGGAAGCGGAAACAACCAUGGAUCUCAAAUCAGACUUUUGACAUUGCUGAUGACAGGAAGAGGGCAAAAGCAAAACGCAAUAGAGGAGAAUGGACGAGACUCAAUAAGGCGGUUACAAGUAGUGUGAAGGAGGACAAAAGGAAAUACAUCAAGGGGAAGUGUGAAGACCUAGAGUGUCACAAGAACAACUCUAAGGCAGCAUUUGCAAUUGUGAAAGAAAUCACAAAGAAAAGAAUCCCAAGACUGGAUGUAAUUAAUGAUGAAAAUGGCAAAACACUGACGGAGAAUGAAGACACCAAGGAAAGAUGGGCGCAGUAA
Strongylocentrotus purpuratus (purple sea urchin) is the source of this 1470-nucleotide messenger RNA. Its product is annotated as craniofacial development protein 2-like. Bases 1 to 1470 code for a protein of 489 amino acids. The record is from RefSeq and is a predicted model, not a curated record. The transcript has a single exon. Lineage: Eukaryota; Metazoa; Echinodermata; Echinoidea; Camarodonta; Strongylocentrotidae. Gene Ontology annotation, molecular function: catalytic activity. Gene Ontology annotation, biological process: chromatin remodeling. Gene Ontology annotation, cellular component: nucleus.